AUGAUGGUUUGCUCCAUUUUUAGAGUUUCGGCCGAUAAAUUGAUAGCUCCAUUUGAACUCCCGGAAUCCGAAAAGAAUGCCCCGGUACCGCCGGAAUCGGACUUGGCAUGGCGGCUAAUUCUCAUGGUCGGUGGAAUUCCAGCGUUGAUGACUUAUUAUUGGCGAAUGAAGAUGCCGGAAACCGCUCGAUUUACAGCUUUGGUCGAGAAAAACACAUUGCAAGCAGCGAAAGAUAUGGAGAAAGUGUUAAAAGUAUCACUGAGUCAAAUCCAAGAAGAUGUCGAGAUGAUCAGCACCCCAAUCAACCGUGUAUCUUCCUCAAACACGUAUGGCUUCUUUUCAAAAGAAUUUCUCCGGCGACAUGGCCGUGAUCUCAUGGCAGCAUCCACAAACUGGUUUCUCCUGACAUCGUCUUCUACAGUCUCAAUCUAUUCCAAUAUCACGCAUUUAAACAUCACAUGA
Molecule: messenger RNA, 462 nt
Organism: Lactuca virosa
Lineage: Eukaryota; Viridiplantae; Streptophyta; Magnoliopsida; Asterales; Asteraceae
Source: the annotation of a GenBank genome assembly